This is a messenger RNA of Octopus bimaculoides (California two-spot octopus), 6158 nucleotides long. RefSeq lists its product as uncharacterized. NCBI's taxonomy places the organism in Eukaryota, Metazoa, Mollusca, Cephalopoda, Octopoda, Octopodidae. The record is from RefSeq and is a predicted model, not a curated record.
GGUAUCUAUAACAAACCAUAAAUUAAUAUAAAGUGACGCAGUCGGAAAAAUUGAUAUUAUUUUCCCUGGGAUAUUUUUUACGUUUACACCGAUAGGCAUUACUACAGCAACAUGGCAGAAGCUAAUUAUCAGACCCCAGUUUACGUAACUGAUGAAAACUUUAAACCAGGCAUUGUACAGGUUAUAUUAGAUAUACCUAACCUGAAACCAUUCAAGAAAAAUCAACCAAAUGCUAAAAAUGCCAAUGUAAUUUAUGAAUUCCAUACAAGAUCUAUGUGCAUCACAAUUAAUGGAAACAAAGGAAAGUUACAGAACAAAAAUUAUCAACUCGAUAUUAAAAGGCUACCAGGUGAUAUAGAAGAAAAUACUUCUCAUAUUAAGAAUCAUCUAUAUUGCACCAUGAGAAGAGCUGUGGGAGAGCACUCACAAUAUCCGUCUUCAGAAAUAGCAAAUGUUCGAGCAAGGGGCUGAUAACUUCUUCACCCAGCAAAACUGACAUGCUAGUGAAAUCAACCAAAGAUGACCCAGUAUAGCAUGAAAUGGCAAUAAUAUAAUAAUAUUAUAUUUUAUAUAGAUUAUGUUCCUUCUAUAAUACUUCUCAACACCUCACCUAUUCUCUCUCCUAUUCACUCCUUCACUCAUAGAGAUUCUUUCGUCUUUUGAGUGACAAGAUAAACUACAUUAGCACUACUGGUGUCACAAAAAAGCAUUCCAGUACACUCUGUAAAGUGGAUGGCUUUUUGGUCUUGUCAGUUAUAAUCUCACUAGUGCUUAUGCACCCAGUACACUUUGUAAAGUGUUUGUAUUAGGAAGAACAUCCAGCAACAGAAGCCUUUCAAAAUUAAAACAUUGGUGUGAUAUACAUAGCCCUCCAACCCAGUGGAUCCUGUCAAACCAUCCAGCUCAUACUAACAUGGAAAGUGCAUGUAAAAAAAUAUUAUGAUGGUGGCAAAGCAGAGGAAGAGGAGGAGCAAAGUUUUCAUCAAUGAAUUAUGAAAACAGGAUCUUGAAGCUUAUGUUUUAUUGUAUAAUUGUAUAACAUUAAUGCAAAUAUUAGCAUGAAACUGCUGUUGAACAGGUUUAUUGUUUCUGGCCAGGAUAUUUUAUUCUAUAUUAUCUCAAUUCAUUUGGUUGUUUAGACUAUGUGCCAGAGCUUCUGGGAAAGUUACCUUUGAUAGUUUGGUAUUACCAUCUAGAGGAGAUGUGUUUCGCAUCCACUUCAUGCCACACUAUUUCGAAAGGUAAAAAUUAGUGGUUUUAGUUCGUGAAAAAAGAAUCAAUAAAAAUUUUGUGAAACUACUUAACAAUUCAUCUCUGUCAGUUUCAGUGAUGAGUUGUUGAAUUAACUGAGUUACCUCCUCACUGAAUAAAUGCACAAGUGGCUGAGUACUUUUAUGGCAGCAAUAAAAGUAAGGAGACAGGCAAACCUGAAAUUCUUUGUCAUUUAAGUUUAGUGUAGUUUACAUAGUUUUCUUUACAACAUAAUCUGUAAUGGACAUGAGUGUGAUGCUUACAUCAUUUCAGUUGUGAGCAAUUGCUCAAUUGUGGGUAGAAUUAACAGAUUUUCAGGCCAAAGUAUUUUAGAGAGAAGCAGCAUUUGUAAUACAGUUUAGGUUAUGUUAAAAUGUAUAAUUGCCAGGUUAUUUUCCAUGAAGACGUAAUGCUGUGACCAAAGUAAAAUGUCAGCGUUUGUUCAGUGUUAAAUGAGUUUUCUUUUUAUUUUAUUACUUAUUUAUUAUCACUCAAUUAACUGAAAGGACAAUGCCCAUGAAGCUUUUUAGGGCCUCUAUUGAGGAUGUCCUCCCCCUCCCUCCAACCAGUAGAUGGGAGGAAGAAAAAUAUCCUCAAAAUGAAAACCCAACUGAAAUGCUUGUAACAAAUUGGAUGAUUCAACUAAAGGCAUCUAAAGUUCAACUGGUAGUUUUAAACUGGUUAGUAGUCAGAAGUUUAUCACCAAAGUGAACCACAGUGGGAUUUCAGCUCAGAGCAUGAAGGGCUGGACUAGAUACUGCAAGACAGCCCAUUCAACACAAUAACAGUUCUACCAGUCAGAUGUAUUUAGAGGCAGAUUUACUAGUACUAAAGUAUAUUCAAAUAGCGGCAGCUAUAUCAGCCAUUAUUUUGGAACAAAGAGUUAAAAUAUGAAACUUAUGCUUGCUAUGUUCAAGAAAGAUAAUGCGUAGAUUUAUACACUUGAGAUCUAUAUAACUCACAAGUGAUUUCUUGCCCUUUGAGAAAAGAAAUCAUUAGCUUUGACAGUGAAGUCUUCAGCUGUAAUUAGGAUGAGAAUGGAUCUUGUCAAAGUUACCUGCCUGGUGACUGAAACUUCUCUUACUCUCACCAACAUGUUUGGCAUUAUAAUUAAAGGUAUCAAUUGUAAGCUGUCAAAAUAUUCACGAUUUUGAUUUAGAAAGACAUUUAGAAAACAGAAUAGACAGUGAUGGAAUAACUUUAGAGAACAAAAAAAAAAAGGGAUAAAGAAAAUUAUAUUAAUUCAAGCAGCAGAGCUAACAAGGCAUCAUGUUAUGAUGUGAAUAUAUCACAAAAAUAUAAAACAGGUGCUUCAACAAAUUACAAAAUGAUAGAUAAAAUGAAGGUUCAACAUUUCCUGUAGGAAAACUAAUUUUAACUGCUAUAAAUUAAGGGAAUCUUCCGAUUAUUGUCUUGUCUUGUAUCAUACAGAGUUUAUCCAUGCAUUGUCAUGCUCACAACUAUCUCUGGAAGUAAUAUCUAUCUUAAUAAAAAUGCCAUUCAUUUUUUCCCCUCUUUCAGAUUAUUUUUCUCAUUACUAAAAUUUAUUGUUGUGUGAGAACGAAAUUCUCUAGUUUAUGUGAUAAAUUAUGAAAUUCUUCAUAAACAAAACGAAAUAGCUACUCCUUUUCAAUAACAGUAACUUAAUGUAAGGAAAAGAGUUAUUUCCCUUGUCUAGUUCGUUCCGUAGAAUUAUACAUUGAUAAAAAAUGUCCAUAUGAUUAUGUGCAGCUUCUUGCAUGUACAGAUUGUUGAUGCACAAAUCAUAUCAGUGUUAGUAUGUACCUAAUAUGCAAACAUACUCACAGUAAAAAUAACUAUAUCAAUAUACUAAUGGCACUAUACACUACAUUUACAAUAUUUAGGAUUUGCAAUAUUCAUAGCAGCAGUUUUGCAUUUUGCUAUAAUCCUUCUAUCCUCUCGUCUCCCUGAAAUACUAGGGACUUAAAACCUGUGUACGUUACUUCACUUUAGUUUCCUUACAAAUUUGAUCCUGUUUUUCUAUGCCACAAUGGUGUGUGUCUUAGCUUCUAGUAAUGCACCUACAUCACAACACAAAAGAAAUGUUUGCACUGUUUGAUAGCUUCAGUACCUUCUAUAAUAGAAACAACAUUACCUUUCAAGAUAUUAAAAAAUUCUUCCUUACAAUGUUUGAAUAAAUGGCUGUUUUGUUGUCCAAGCUCCAUGAGCAUCAUUUGUACUGUUAUUUUGAAACUAUUUGAUAUAGCAUUCCUAACGAGAAUUGCUGUGUAGCAAACUAUUUCUCUUAAAAAGAUGUAGGGUAAUUCUGAAGGUGUCUAGAUGUCAAUAAUUCAAAGUUUAAGAGAUUAAUAAAUGUUUGUACCAGAAAACACUGACUAGCAUCUCAUUUAUAGAUUUCAGCUGUGCUUUAGCAGCUGAAAUCUAGCAUCUCAUUUAUAGAUUUCAGCUGUGCCAUUAAUAUAUUGAUAUAGUUAUUUUUUCUGUGAGUAUGUUUGCAUAUUAGGUACAUACUAACACUGAUAUGAUUUGUGCAUCAACAAUCUGUACAUGCAAGAAGCUGCACAUAAUCAUACGUACAUUUUUUAUCAAUGUAUAAUUCUACGGAACCAACUAUCUCUCCCAUGUUUAUAACGGCUGGUUUAUUCACUAAAAAAAGCUGUGGACAAAGUUAAAAUCUAGCGCAACAUUAACAACCUACGAGGUUUAUUUAUGGAGGAAAAUGUUUUUUGAAUGAUAUAAUUUUGUGAAGGAGACUAGGCAUGGAAAAAUUCCAAAGCAGUGGGCCGUAACAUAGAUUCAGGAAUUUUUCAAUUGGAAUGAAUAUUGCACCUUUACCAACAGAGUUUAGAUAUAUAAUCUUCAGCAUAUAAUGUUCAUUCUCCAACACAGUAACUAUACACUCUAAUCAAGGACAGAAAUGAAGUAGGAUAUGCAGUGGUACAGUAUUCACCUGCUUUUCAGCUUGGGUGAAGAGCUUAUAGUAUUUAACCUUCCCUUCUAAACCAAGCUUCACAGAUCUUACCCUUAAUUCCUAAGACCCAGUUCCAUCACUGUCUUCGAGAAACAUUUUGCACUCUCCAACACAAUAUACAUAUACUCCAACACAGUGUAUAUAUUCUAUAACACAUUGUGUAUUUUCUUUAGCACACUGUAUAUAUUCUUUAACACGUUUUGUGUAUUGUCUAACGUAGCUAACUGCUUACAUGAUGCAAAAGUUUGACUAACCUGGCAGAUAACUUGUUGGGAAGAAACCAAGAAAGCAAUCAUUACUAAAGAACGUUUUGUCCUGUGUAUGGUCUUUGGGCAUGUUCUUUUUAUUAGAAUUUUUUUUUUUAAAUUAAUUCCUUACUUUCAGGCUGUGGAGGCACAGUGGCCCAGUGGUUAGGGCAGUGGACUCGCAGUCAUAAGAUCGUGGUUUCGAUUCCCAGGCCGGGCGUUGUGAGUGUUUAUUGAGCGAAAACACCUAAAGCUCCACGAGACUCCGGCAGGGAUGGUGGUGAACACUGCUGUACUCUUUCACCACAACUUUCUCUCACUCUUUCUUCCUGUUUCUGUUGUACCUGUAUUUCAAAGGGCCAGCCUUGUCACACUGUGUCACGCUGAAUAUUCCCGAGAAGUGGAGUGCUCAGCCAUUUGCACAUUAAUUUCACAAGCAGCCUGUUCCGUUGAUCGGAUCAGCUGGAACCCUCGACAUCAUAACAGACGGAGUGCCAACUUUCAGGCUAAUCCCAAAAGAUUUGGCUAUCAUCUAAAAGUCUACUUUAUUCUUUUCUUUCAGUUUUAUUAAUAGUCAUGCCAUCAUGUUGUGAAGUAGUACUUGAAAGUGUACUCGUUCAUAGAAACCAUACCAAAAAUGGAAUCUAUGAAUGAGACAUAAGUUCUGCAAGACGCUUCACAUGCUACCUGUCUACAAGAGCAGUAGUAAUAAACAGUUGAUACAGAGUAAAGGAAACACCUUAGUUCUAACAUGGGAUAAUUUUUCUACUGUUUCUAAUAUGAUAAAAUGCCCUGAGUGAAUUCUGUAAAGUGAUAAGUAAUACAAAGGGAAUUCACCUGUAUAAAACAAUGCCAAAACUGGAAUAAUUGAGGGAAACAUAUUGCAUAUGUUACUCAUCUAGAGUGGAGGCGCAAUGGCCCAGUGGUUAGGGCAGCGGACUCACGGUCAUAGGAUCAUGGUUUCGAUUCCCAGACCGGGCGUUGUGAGUGUUUAUUGAGCGAAAACACCUAAAGAUCCACGAGGCUCUGGCAGGGGAUGGUGGCGAACCCUGCUGUACUCUUUCACCACAACUUUUUCUCACUCUUACUUCCUGUUUCUGUUGUGCCUGUAAUUCAAAGGGCCAGCCUUGUCACGCUGAAUAACCCCGAGAACUAUGUUAAGGGUACACAUGUCUGUGGAGUGCUCAGCCACUUGCACGUUAAUUUCACGAGCAGGCUGUUCCGUUGGUCAGAACAACUGGAACCCUCGACGUCGUAAGCGACGGAGUGCCAACUAACUAACUCAUCUAGAAGAGCAGUAACUCCGAAUAAGAUCUGAUUCACAGCAGAUAAAAACUUUUCAGUUCUACCACCCCACUCAAUGAAACAACUUCUAUAAUGUCAGUGGCAUGAUAAAAUUUCCUUUAAGACAUACAUAACGCUAAAGUUAUCCAUUUUUUUCUGUUAUGUAUGUGUUCAAAAUGAUUUGGACUGAUGAUGUGUCUAACCAAGUUAGAAUGGAAAAGAAAUUAGACAUGAAUGAUGACAACAACGACAAUGAUGACGGUGGUGAUGAUAAUAUAGUAGUAGUAGUAGUAGUAGUAGUAGUAUUAGAAGAAGAAGAAAAAGUUUUCAGCCUGAAUAUGUAUUUUUGUUUGAAACCUAUAGAGAUGUAUGAAUUACAGAACAGAAAAGCAAAAUAAAACAAAUGUCAAUUAUGUAUCCAGAGA